Molecule: messenger RNA, 10506 nt
Organism: Hylaeus anthracinus
Lineage: Eukaryota; Metazoa; Arthropoda; Insecta; Hymenoptera; Colletidae
Product: unconventional myosin-IXAa-like
Exons: 14
Coding region: 1640-8554 (2304 amino acids)
Biological process (GO): intracellular signal transduction
Cellular component (GO): myosin complex
Molecular function (GO): ATP binding; microfilament motor activity; protein binding
Source: RefSeq, a predicted model, not a curated record
UUCCGUCACGUGAUCACGUGUAGCCAGCCAAUCAGAGCGGACUUUCCGUACCAUGUGAUCGGAAAAAUCGAAAUGGUGGACGUAUCGGGACGCAGGAUCCCGAGAGGAGACGAAGGACGAUAAACUGGGCAAGGGCCCGUCAUCCGUGUCAUCGGUAUUAUCAAUUCGAUAACACGAUUAACCGCGAAUAUCGGUGUGACUUCAAGGAGGACCGUCGACGAUAUAACCGACGCAUAAGUAUCGGUGACAGUGUCUCUUGUUUACCGAAGUGUCAAUCCGCCCGUAUUGUACAGUGUGUUCUCUAGAUGCGAGAAAACAGAGGGACAGUGUGUAUCGAGUGCACGAGAAUCACAGUUGUACGUACCGUUCUCUCGGUUAGUGCGUUAUCACGACGUUCCACGAGAAAGGGAAAAUAGUGUUAGAGCAAACGAAUAGGUAGGAAGAAAACUGAAGAUCCGUGAACAGACGGCAGUGCGUUUUACAGUGAAACUUUUAAGCCCGCGGAAGCAUGUCCAAGUAUGCGAGUGCCUCGGUGAUCCGUAAGAAUGUGUCACAUCAAGCGUCUUGUUAUCAGCGAAGAAGGUUAGAAUUGUUGAUUAUUGUGAGGUGUUUUCAAGUUAGAUUGGUUUGACACCAUUUGACAGAUACUUUGUUUGUGCUAAUGCGGUGAAACGUGUAAAUGUAAAGUUAAAUCUUUGCAAAAGUGAAUAUUGCGUGGAGUGUUUGGAAUAUUGACAGAAGUAACAAUGAAGUUUCCAAUGCAAAAAAAAAUAAGAUACUUCCUUAACGCACAAAAGUUUUUAUAAUAUGUACAAAUGCAAGUACAUCUGUAAUCUUUUGCAAUAACUGUACUAAAAUACUCAAGAGGCAUAGGAAUGUUGAUAAAGCAUUGAGAACUUUGGAUUAUUGUCUCAGCAAGGAAACUGAGUUACUGCCUGCCAACAAUAGGACACCUACGCACUUUUCAAGUACAUAGUGAACAUCAUGAUAAAAUAUAAUGGCUGUCUGAAAGAUUUUACUGGAUGUCCAGUGUUAAAUACGCGAUACCUGAAUUAAACCUAUUGUUUUAUAAAUUUAAAAUACUCUAACAACAGAAGAACAAAAUCAACAAGGAUCUACAAACUUGACUGAAUAUAUAAAUUUAAAGAAGAGUGAAAUAACUUUAACAACUCUAUUUUAUUAUAAAAAAAAAAUAUAUAUAUAUAUUAAUCCAUGAUCACAAUACUCUAUGGUAUUUUGUCCUAUUCAUUAAAUUAAAUGAAUCUAAAUGAAUGCUUAAACAAAGAUUUGGAAAUAUUUUACUAUUUCUGUACACUAUGUAUUGCAAUGAAAGAACAUUAGUAUCCACAAAGUUUUAUUUUGUUGAAUCAGUUCAUGUGUAAGACUUGAUGUGGUACAUAUAUUUGAAUGUGGUUUUUUAGUUUAUGAGUAUUGGAUAAUUUUUUGAGUGCACUUGACAAAAUUGAAGUAAAUAAAUUAAUGUAAACAAUACCUGUAAAUAAGUCCAGUAAGCAGUAAGACUAACAGUGAACAUUUUUAAACAAAAUGUAUAAAAGUUAUUUUAAACGUUUGCAUCAGUGGCUGUAUAUAAUUGAGAAACAGAAAGUAGGGGAAACAAUACAUUUGAAAUUCUGUAUGGAUGACAGAGGACAAAUUUGUUAACCCUAUUAAAAUUAAGGUAAAACAAUGGUUAAAAAAAAUGGAUACCUGUUGCUCAGGAGUAGUGCAAGUAUUUGUGGGUGAAUGGAGCCCAGAAUAUGAAGCACUUUCAAUUAAAGCUACAAAACAAACUUCAUCAGCUGAAAUAGUAGAAUGUAUCAUUGAAAGACUUGGGUUAGUUGAUGCUUCUGUUUCAAAUGGUUAUGAGUUGGCAGAAGUGGUUGGAAACUCUGUUGGGCAAGAAUGUAAAGAAAGAAGACUUGGCCCAACUGAGUGCCCUGUAGCACUUAUGUUACUGUGGCCAAAAAAUGCAGCUCAACAAGAAUAUUACAGGUUUUACUUGCGAAAGAAGCAACCUGAUUUAUGGUCGGAUAGUAGAUUUCCAAUGGAUCCACAACUCUUAAAGGACUAUUUUAACAGAUUCCUAUAUCAACCACGCGAUAAGGAAUAUCCAGAUCUAUGUCAGCUUCCAGACCUUAAUGAACAAACUCUGUUGGACAACCUUAGGGCUAGGUUCUUAGCUGGAAACAUAUACACCUAUGUCGGCAGCAUAUUAAUUGCAUUGAAUCCGUUUAAAUUUUAUCCUAUCUACAAUCCAAAAUAUGUAAAACUCUAUCAAAAUAGAAGAUUGGGGCCAGACAUACCUCCACACAUAUUUGCCAUAGCCGAUGCAGCUUACCAUUGUAUGCUUAAAGAAAAAAGAAAUCAGUGUAUUGUUAUUAGCGGCGAGAGUGGAUCGGGUAAAACUGAAUCGACAAAUUUUCUACUGCAUCAUCUGACAGCUCUUAGUCAAAAAGGUUCGCAUGGUAGCGGUGUCGAACAGACGAUACUCAGUGCCGGUCCUGUAUUGGAAGCGUUUGGAAAUGCAAAAACCGCACACAACAACAAUAGUAGUCGUUUCGGCAAAUUCAUACAAGUGAAUUACAAAGAAAAUGGAAUGGUGCAUGGGGCUGUUGUGCAAAAGUAUCUUUUGGAAAAGUCUCGAAUAGUCUCCCAAGGAAGAAAUGAAAGAAAUUACCACGUAUUUUAUUACCUCUUGGCUGGAGCAAGUGAACAGGAAAAACAAGCUCUGCAUUUAGAAAAUUGUGAUCGUUAUAAUUAUUUAAAUAAAAGUGGGUGUUACGGACUUGAAAAUAUCGACGAACGACAUGAAUUCUCAAGACUGAAACAAUCUAUGGAAAUGGUUGGAUUUACGCCGGAAAAACAGAGGCGGUUGUUUGCAGUUCUGUCAGCUGUUCUUCUACUCGGAAACGUGGAGUUCCAACCUAGAAAAUCUUAUCAUCAUCAUGAUGAAGCCGUAGGAGUUAAGAAUCCUGAUGUGGUUGCGUUGAUAUCUGAACUUCUUAGAGUAAAACAAGAUACGCUUUUGGCAGCUCUUACCGCCAAACGUGCGAGGGCUUCCGGAGAAACUUUAGUCAUUAACUAUAGGCUUCCGGAAGCAAUUGCGGCAAGAGAUGCUAUGGCCAAGUGUCUGUACGGAGCUCUGUUUGAUUGGAUUGUGCUUCAGGUGAAUCAUGCUUUACUUUCCAAGAAGGAUACGCUCAGAGAUCAUCAAGGCAAUAGCAUAGGUGUACUAGAUAUUUUUGGUUUCGAAGAUUUCAAAACGUGCAAUAGUUUCGAACAGUUAUGUAUAAAUUAUGCAAACGAACAACUACAACACUACUUCAACCAGCAUGUUUUUCAAUAUGAACAACGAGAGUACAGAAAACAGGGAAUUAGAUGGACGGAUAUAGGAUACAGUGAUAAUUCUGGCUGCUUAAAUCUAAUAGAGGGAAAGCCGAAUGGCCUUCUCUGUCUCUUAGAUGAUCAGUGCAAUUUUCCUGGCGCAACGAAUGAGACACUGCUACAAAAAUUUAAUUCAGUACAUAAAGACAAUCCAUUUUACGAAGCACCACAACGACGAGAAGCAGCCUUCGUUGUACGUCAUUAUGCAGGGGCUGUUAAGUAUCAAGCAUCUAAUAUGAGAGAAAAGAACCUGGAUCUGAUGCGACCAGAUGGUGUAGUUGGUGUAUUGAAAAAUUCUUCCCUCGCUUUUGUCCGAGAAUUAGUGGGUGCCGACCCAGUGGCAGUAUUCAGAUGGGCGAUUCUUCGAGCAUUUUUUCGAGCUCAUUUUGCUUUUCAAGAAGCGGGUCGAACUCAUAGACAUGGUCGAGCUGAUGGUACAAAAACAUCUGUACAAAAUAGAUACCGGACACCGAACGAGAAUUUGAUAAGUUCGCACAAACAUAAUCGUCCACCAAGUUAUCAGAAGCAGCGCAGUGUCUGUAUACCAUCAACUUUACCCACUACUACAUUAUCUUCUAUACAACUUGAAAACAACGACAAUGUAAACAACAACCGAUUGUCGUGGCCACAAUUUCGAAACAUUAAUCAAACGCAACACCCGUCCAAUGUAACGAUGAUGAAGGGUUACUUAAUAAGGGGCAGGGAAGACCAGCCUCAUAGUAAUAAUAAACUCAGACGAGAUACUCAUACACCACUAGAGAGGGUGCUUCCAAAAGACGAAGCAAACGUCAUGGAACGCGCUAAUCAAAUAGUCAUGAAAAACAAAUCAUUUCGACCAAGAGAACGUGGUAAGAAGGGUUUAAAAAAUCUUCAAACUGUAAAAACGCUCGCCGGAAGAACACAGAGUUAUGGUACGGGACCGGGGAAAGCGAGGAAACAGCCCAUGACAGUAUCGGCGCAGUUUCAACAAAGCUUGCACAGUCUUAUGGAUACCUUAAAUCAAGCGAAUCCUUUCUUCAUCAGAUGCAUUAAAAGCAACUCUAACAAAGUAUCAAAUGAGUUCGACAAGGAAACUGUGCAAAGGCAGUUAAGAUAUACGGGAAUGUUAGAAACAGUUAGAAUAAGACAAGCUGGUUUUAACGUCAGAUUGACAUAUGAAGAAUUUAUUCAACUGUAUAGAAUGUUGCUGCCCAAGGGUUUGUUAAGUUCGCAAUCAGAUGUUAGAGACUUCUUACUGACGUUGAAUCUUAAUAAAGACAAUUAUCAACUUGGGACAACUAAAGUGUUUCUCCGAGAAUCGGAAAAAAUCCAAUUGGACAGAGAAUUGCACCAGCAAAUCAUCACGAGUAUCACAACAAUACAGAAAUGGUUCCGAGCUUGUUUAGAGAGAAGAAAGUUCCUUAGACUGAAAAAUGCAGUCGUGCAAAUUCAGUCUUUCUGGAGAAUGAUCAUUGCUCAACGAUUGGCGCAGUCUUUGCGUGUUAAAAUCGAAGCUGCUGUUCAUAUCCAGUCUGCUUGGAGAGCGUAUAAGCGGCAUAGUUGGUUCAAGAAAUUUAAAUCGUGUAUGAUUAUGUUUCAAGCUCACAUUAGAGGUAAUAUCGCAAGAAAGUCUUUCGCGGACCUGAAGAGACGAAAGAAGUUGCUCGUUGAUAAAAUUGGGGAAUAUAAAGAUACUCAGGAUCAUAAGGAACUUGCGUACGACAACAGCAAGAUAUACUCCAGGCUCAGGGAUAGCGCGGAAUCGCUCACAGAAGACAACGCGUUGCUAGACUACAGUAUGGUGCGUAAAAUGGAAUCUCAGAAUCGACUUACGCCGGCGAGAACGGAUAACGUACUCCGGGAUAGCGGGAUCGACACCAGCAUGACGUACUCUAAGCGAAAACUUGCACCGAAUGCAAGAAUCUCGCACGAACCCGGCGCCAUUUUGAAAAAUAUAGAAUCUUACUCAUCCGAAGAACUUAACGAACGGAAAAGCAGCUUGGAAAGGUUGACUAGUUUAAGGAGCUACGAAUCUCAAGUCAGCGUUAACAGCUCCGAAUCUCAAGAGAAUUCUUGCUGCAAGCCCGUACCAAGCACUAGAACAAAACGUGGCGAUCAGUCCCCCGGAGUCACGGUGAACACAAACCUAGCGAAUGCUUCCAGUCGAUCGUCGUCCGUCAGUAAACGAGCGGACAGUUCGUCGACGGGAUACAGCGACGGAGAAACUGAUUCAGACAUCCCGAGUGCUGUGCAAAGUGCUCCGCCCAUCUUUAACACGGCCCCGCCGUUCCCGAGUCCGCGGGACAUUAAAUACCAUCAGUCCAACGUAAACUUGACCCACAGUCCGAAUUCCGAUAUCUGGCGACGUCGGGCAGACUUUUCGUCCAUGAACUACAGCGACUAUUUAAUGUCUGGUCCCCAGAAAACAACGUUAACGCGGUCCCCGAAUGUUUCCCAAGACAAGAAUAUAGAGGAUAAUAUAUUUGAACAAGCGCAACAUGAGAAACCGAACGAGGCAGCGAAUUUUAACGUCAAACUGGAUCCCAACGAGCGUUUCGUUCACAUGGAAAGCUCGUCGGGUAGGGAACAACGUAGAUUAAGCGACAAUAGCGUACCUACCGAGCGAAUGGAAAACGACCCAACAUCGCCCAUUAGACGCGAUCAGACAUACGGACACAAAGAAAUGAAAGAGUUCAGUUACUUGAGAAGACAAAAUUCGGAAGGAGAUACAUCUACGAAGUUAGACGCGGUGAACGACGAGAACGCGUUGAAGAGUCCUCUGCUAAAAGGAUCGUCGCCCAAGGAGAAAAACUUAAGACCAAAGGAGAAAUGCGAACCCGAUGUGCCAGUCAGGAGCGCAAGACGGAAUCGGCCGUCUCGAGAGUUUCAUUGUAGAUCUAUGGGUGAGAGCGUAUCGGACACGGGUGGCGGUGAAACGAAAAGUCUCUUCCUUGGCACGAUCAAGGAGAGCGACUUGAACAAGUCUUCGAACGUGUGGACCCGUAAAGAUGGCCAACACGAGACUCCUUCGAGAUCGGUGACGGAUUGGCCCGUGAACAAAGCUGAGUCGGCAUCCAAGACCCAGUUACCUGGCAAACGCAUGAGGUCCAACGCGAUAACGAGCCUCGAGCUGAGAAGAAGAAACUCCGAUCCAGCUACUAAAAUAUCAGGACUCAGCGAGGACAAGCUUGGAACCGAUACGAGUCCCAACGAUUUCAAACUCGCUCCUGGGAUGAACCUUCUUGAAUGGAAAGGCAAUCUUUUCACCUUAGCUGGUCAUCAUUUCAGGAAAGUGGCGAGGUUUGCUAAAGACGACGUGUGCGUUUGCUGCCGCGACAAAAUGGACGCGUUCGUGACGCAAGGGUACAAGUGCGUCGACUGCAAACAGUUGUACCACGUCAAGUGUAUACAGAACGGCGGAGUACUUAAGAUGCCGUGUAUAUUAGCGAACACACCGGGCAGACGGAAAAACAGAAAGCCACCGCGCACGCCCUACGAGUCCGCGAAGCAAACGGUCGCAUCCAAGUUCAGCUUAACCGGCACGUCGGCUUUCUCCGACAGCACGGACAAGAUCAUAUCCGAUGCCAAGGAAUUGGCGUUCAUGCAGGACUUCAUCACGAAGAAGAUAUACAUAAUGGAGGGACAAGAGGAGGGCAGGAAACCUAGCGAGGUGGAUCGCGUGUUCAAGCAGGCUCUGCGUAAAUUCAAAGACGACCUGGUGAUCACUUACAGCGUCGCCAUUCAGCAGGGUGUCGAGGGCAACAUCAAGUACACCGAUCUGAUAGCGAACUUCUUGCACGUAAUGGAAACCGUGUGCAAGCAAGAGAACACUAGUGCAGAUUUUCCCGUGACAAUGGGAGUGAACGCGUUCAGAGGAUUCAUGAACGAAUUUAUGACGCUAGUCAAAACCGAAGCGCCGGAGAAACAGAGUAAAAGCAAACGUAAGAAGGAGAAGAAGCGGAAACAAGAGGAACCGAUACGACACGGCAAUCAUGUGUUCCAGUUGACUAUCAUAAACAUACCUAUGGCCUGCGAGGUGUGCUCCUCUUUCUUUAUGUGGCCUAUCGAACGAGGACUCGUCUGCCAGAAUUGCAAGUUAACGAGUCACAGGAAGUGCUACAUGAGAGCGUUGCCAGAAUGUGGUAAAGAAGCACCCCACGAAAUGAACUCGCGAAACGUUUUCGGCGUCCCGUUGUACAAACUAGACUGCGGCGACGGCAAGGUCCCGUUGGUGGUGGAUCGAUUGAUCACGACCAUAGAGAUGCACGGUCUGUACACGGAAGGGAUAUACAGAAAGAGCGGCGUCAGUUCUAAAGUGAAGGAAUUGAAACAGAAGAUGGACGAGGGUGACUUGGAGAAAGUUGACUUCGAGAAUUACCAAGUGCACGUGCUCGCGGCCGUGUUGAAGAGCUUCUUUCGCGACAUGCCCGAGCCCCUGUUAACCUUCGAGUAUUACGACGACUUUCUGCACGCUGCCAAUCUGACGGAUCCUCGGGAUCGGAUCAGCACGCUGUUCGCCAUCCUGAAGAAGCUGCCGAAACCGAACUUCGAUCUCAUGGAACGGCUGAUCGUUCAUCUGGCCAGGGUGGCGCUCCACGAGGUCGACAAUCGAAUGUCCCCGUCAGCGUUGGCGAUAGUCUUCGCGCCGUGCAUACUGAGGACGAACAGGGCACUGCCCGCUCAGGACUCGUUGCAAGACGUUGGCAGGCAAACCUGUUGCGUCGAGACGAUCGUACAGGAGAAACUGAGGGUCGUGAGAGCGACUUUGGCCGACAUAAAUACUCUGGAGUCCGCCUGUCACACGGCCACUCAUCGUUUGUCCAGCUUGCGGUCCUCGAAGAUCUUCAGCCCGGAGGAAUUGAACGCUGCUGCCUCGAGCGUGGCCGCGAGAGGCAACACCGCGGAUCGUGACAGAGAUCGAGGCGACGAGGAAGCGCUUCUCGUCGAUCACAUACAGGAGAUCCAAAAGGAAAAGGCCCUGCUGACUUCGACUCUUCCCAGCCUAACGAGAGCUUCUUCGGAUGAUGACCUACUUCUGUCUGCCACGGAUUUAGACGAUGGCUCUCUCGACGACCUUCUUCCAUCCUCUGCCGACGGGCUCGUGAGAAAGAAACCGAUUCAGAGGCAAAGUUCCGCGGACAAUGCAUUUCCUACGAUCAUGAACGUCGACGAGGACAUGGUAAUGGUAUGACCAUAGAGGGAAAACGUUGCCACGACGGAUGAUCGAUAACGUGUAGCAACAUGACACGCGCUGUGAAGCGUCGACUGACGGCAGCGAAUCGACGAGUCUUACUUCUGGUCUCAUCGGCAAGCCGCUAGUAAUUUAAAUAAGUAGUAAAACACGACAUUAGGUAGGUCUAGUAAUUUGUUCCACGCGAAGUUAAGCUGAUAAUCCGAUCAAACGUACAUACAUAUAUACAUAUACAUACAUAAAAAUAUAUAUAUACACACACAUAUAUAUAUAUAUAUAUAUUUUUUUUUUCACUCUGUCGCAAAGCUUUCAGAGGUUUCUAAAGAACGAUUGACAAAUUACGCGAGCAUUCAGCUUCACGUGAAAAAAAAAUGUACUAAAUAUUCAUUUUAUAAUCUAUUUUUCUCCUGGAAUGCAUUCCUCUUUAUCGAAGACUGUCAAUCAAGCUAGGGUGUUCGGAAGAUGGACGAUCUUAGCCGAACAAGUUCAUUCGCGUCGCAGGGUAUUCCAAUGGCAGAGAUCAGCAAAGUACAGGCGUAGAACAAUUUUGCAUGAAAUUGUCGAAUAACGAAUUAAUGACGAUCAACGCUGUAUUCUUUGUUUCGUACCAUCAUGUUUCAUUUAGACGAUGAAAUUAAUAUUUUACGUUGAACGAACAACCGUUUCACAGGAUACACGUUGGGAGUGAAUUUAUUAUACGGUGGUUUCACUUCGUUGUCGGUGUUAUUCGAAUAAACUUUUGCUUAUCUCUGCCCAAUGGCAAGAAUAUCGCCCGUUUUUCGGUCGGUGUCACACUUCAACUCUUUUCUGCACGAUCGACCGCGAAGGGCUGGAAGUACGUACGGAUUAUGGUUAUCUUCUUGCGAAUGAAAAAUCCGUUACUGUUACCGAGUAUUUAGUCGCAUUUAAAUUCUCCGUCUACCAUCCAUGCGUUCUUUCCUUUUUUGUUCUCGUUUACCAUCAAUUCGGUCGCAAACGAUUUACGCAUCCUCCUUGUUUCACUCUUUUACAGAUUUUUAUAGACUGUUUGCGUGAAUCGUACCAACACACACACACACACACACAUGCCACACACGAAGGUAACUCUUUUCCUUAACCCAGAUAAGGCUGAAUUUUCUUUGCUAAUUUUCUUUUUAAAUACUUUACCACAAAUAGUUUAAGCAUAACGCAUUUAAGCGGGGGUGGAAAAAAGAUUCAGCCAUGCAAGGUCGACGGAAUCCCUAAAAUCGAGUCUUUCUUCUAGAAAGACGUCAGCCUGAUAUGCCUAACAUAAGACCACGACAACAGUAUAUUUUUGUAUACUUUGUUCGAGACAAAUUCUAGAUCCUGGAAGGAUGCCAGCCGUAACUGGGUUAAUCGUAACGGGAGUAUAAGUUCGCGGCUUUUUGGUCUCAAUCGCAGAUUCUCGAAGUAAAAGCGUUAUCCUUCCACGAGGAUGCGUUUACAGGUGUCGAUCCAAGGUGGGCAAUAUAUUAAUACAAUAAUAGCUAACGAAGGAGAUGUAUGAUCAUUUAUUCCAUUAUUCUUUCAAUUUCGCAGUUUGCUAAACAAUUCUUCGUGAUAGUAACAUAUUUCACAUUACAAUUCCGAUCCAUGUUUUUAUAAAACUAGUCUUUCAUAUAUGUUAUUCGAAACUUUUAUUCGGAUAAGAAUUUUGCCCGCCUCUGGCGUCGACACAUUCGAAUGCCGCGUGACGUAACGAAGCCACUCUCGUCGGGUUUUAAUUCCUCUCUCUUCUUUUUUUUUUUCUAUUUUUUGGCCCAGGCAUAUUUCGUUGAUCAUUUUAUGGAAUACCCGUGCGCGGCUCUGAGCACGGUUAUCGAAUCGCUGGGAAUCCGUGGCACGCGAGAACGGAGAUGAAAAAGAGGAAACCAAAAUAGUAGCUUUGUACAUAUUAUACGAUGUAUUGAUAUGAGCAUCUCGUAAUAAAUCUGUUAUUAUUGUUAACUUUA